Molecule: messenger RNA, 1439 nt
Organism: Salvelinus namaycush (lake trout)
Lineage: Eukaryota; Metazoa; Chordata; Actinopteri; Salmoniformes; Salmonidae
Product: protein scribble homolog
Exons: 3
Coding region: 1-708 (235 amino acids)
Source: RefSeq, a predicted model, not a curated record
AUGACGCCCCCUGGAGGCGACAGACAGCUACUGGCCGUUGGAACGAGGAGAGGAUGGAGGGAGGGAGGGGUGAGGCAGGAUGACGCCCCCUGGAGGCGACAGACAGCUACUGGCCGUUGGAACGAGGAGAGGAUGGAGGGACAUCUCUACAUCAGAGACCUUCCCCAGGACAGGCUGACCCAGGACAGGCUGACCCAGACAUCUCUACAUCAGAGACCUUCCCCAGGACAGGCUGACCCAGACAGGCUGACCCAGACAUCUCUACAUCAGAGACCUUCCCCAGGACAGGCUGACCCAGACAGGCUGACCCAGACAUCUCUACAUCAGAGACCUUCCCCAGGACAGGCUGACCCAGACAGGCUGACCCAGGACAGGCUGACCCAGACAUCUCUACAUCAGAGACCUUCCCCAGACAGGCUGACCCAGGACAGGCUGACCCAGACAUCUCUACAUCAGAGACCUUCCCCAGGACAGGCUGACCCAGACAGGCUGACCCAGACAUCUCUACAUCAGAGACCUUCCCCAGGACAGGCUGACCCGGACAGGCUGACCCAGACAUCUCUACAUCAGAGACCUUCCCCAGGACAGGCUGACCCAGACAGGCUGACCCAGACAUCUCUACAUCAGAGACCUUCCCCAGGACAGGCUGACCCAGGACAGGCUGACCCAGACAUCUCUACAUCAGAGACCUUCCCCAGGACAGGCUGACCCAGACAUCUCUACAUCAGAGACCUUCCCCAGGACAGGCUGACCCAGACAUCUCUACAUCAGAGACCUUCCCCAGGACAGGCUGACCCAGACAUCUCUACAUCAGAGGCUGUGAUGGAAGAUGUUGGUUAGAAGGUUAAAACAAGUUGCUGUUCUGACGUUACAGAUGCUUGUUGUUAUCGAUGACGUCCCAAAUGGCACCCUAUUCCCUAUAUAGACCACUACAUUAGCCAGGGCUCAAUGGCACCCUAUUCCCUAUAUAGACCACUACAUUUGACCAGGGCUCAAUGGCACCCUAUUCCCUAUAUAGACCACUACAUUUGACCAGGGCCCUAAAGGAGUGCAGGAUAUAGGUAAUGGGGCUUGGCCCAGGAGUAAAGACAUUUUAAAAAGCCCUUUUUUGUCUCCAUGUUUCUGGAGCUGUGACAUAAAGAUGGGGAAACACAGCAGAGGUUAAUUGGCAGUUUGAACAUUUUCUCAUUCCUCCAUUUUGAUACCAUGGUGCUUUGCAAGGAUGUAUCCAGCUCAACCAACAUUUGGUUAGUCAGAGGGAUUAUUUUUAUUUCCACUCAACUCUACUUUUUCUACGUUAAUCUGCUUUUCAUGUAAACCAGGGUGUAAUGGAUGUGUACAGCCCAUUCAAUACUACUAGAAGCUGUUGUAACUAAAUUAAAUGGUGAUUUAAAAAAAAUAAAAAAAAUAAAAUAAAAUGAAUGAACUUUCAUCUUGAA